Molecule: messenger RNA, 1708 nt
Organism: Alosa sapidissima (American shad)
Lineage: Eukaryota; Metazoa; Chordata; Actinopteri; Clupeiformes; Clupeidae
Gene: mosmob
Product: modulator of smoothened b
Exons: 3
Coding region: 635-1138 (167 amino acids)
Biological process (GO): negative regulation of smoothened signaling pathway
Cellular component (GO): ciliary membrane; Golgi apparatus
Source: RefSeq, a predicted model, not a curated record
UGUAUGUGUACUUGUGGGGAGGUCUGAGAAACGCGUAGCUCUCCAGCUGAUGUCUUGCAAUGAGCUGUGUGUGUUGCACAUCGAUAAAACAAGAUGGACCAACGCUACUGAAGUAUACAAAGAAAUACAUCUACUUCCUGUCUCUUUUUCUUUUCAAAGAACGCAACACAUCUUCAGUGAAGACCAAAUGGCGAAUAGGCUCACAUGCGUCCUUUAAACGACGAGGACCUUGUAUGCGUGAGUUGUGAUGGGGGAACAAGGGGCACAGGAAAUGGAUAACCAGCUGCAUAAGAGCCCCUGUGAGAGAUUCGACAUUCGGCGGACUUUCAGCUUUCAGUGGGGCACAGGGCUCGGUGAACGUCUCAGUCUGAAUUGCCCAAGAGGAACAAACAUUAUUUGUCCCGUUUAGGGCCAAGUUCUGCAUAUAAGUUCGAAAGAAACGGUUCUGGUGUGCUCUUUACCUCGUCAAAAGAUUAUGCCAUUGUUUUGCUUCGCACCAUGGGGCCAGUGAUGGAGAACUACAGACAUAUAAUCCCUGACUGUGCUAAAAUCUGACAUAACGGACUAUUUGAAAAGCUCACUUGAUUGUGGCAACCUCUCCCUUUAAUUUAUACAGGCGUGUACGCAAUGAGAAAUGGAUAAAUUAACCAUUAUCUCAGGAUGUCUCUUUCUCGCAGCCGAUAUUUUCGCCAUCGCUAGUAUUGCAAAUCCCGACUGGAUCAACACCGGGGAAGCAGAGGGUGCUCUGACAGUGGGCCUUGUCCAGCAAUGCCAGACCAUUCACGGGCGAGACCGCACCUGCAUCCCUCCCAGUCUCCCACCGGAGUGGGUCACCACACUCUUCUUCAUCAUCAUGGGCAUCGUCUCCCUCACCAUAACCUGCGGUCUGUUGGUGCUCUCACACUGGCGACGGGAGGCCACCAAAUAUGCUCGCUGGAUCGCCUUCACAGGAAUGGUUCUGUUUUGCAUGGCUGCUCUCAUAUUUCCCAUUGGAUUUUAUAUCGAUGAAGUUGGAGGACAGCCUUACAAGUUGCCCAAUAACACCGUUGUUGGUUCCUCUUACGUACUUUUUGUCCUGUCCAUUUUCUUCACAAUAGUGGGACUACUCUUUGCAGGAAAGGUAUGCUUACCUGGCUGAUAAACUCUUUCCCACUGUUGUAGUUAAGUUGGAAAUAAAUCAAACCUGUAAGGGUUUCAAAGCAUUUCCUCAAAAUGCUUAAACGAGAACAGGGAUAUGAGACACUUGUGUUUCCAGAAUUUUCCCUCCUGUAAUGCACUACGGAAGAUGAUGGUCCACUCCGCAAGGAACACGAAGAGGCUAUUCAAACAGAAGAAUGCCACCAUGCCAUAAACAUCAGGCUUGCUGUUCACAACAGCACAAACCAUUAAUAAGCUCCAGCUUAAAUCAUCUAUUAUCCUUAUUUGCAUUCAAUUUCUAUGGUCACUAUUAUUUAAUAGUUCAGUUCUCUGAGCUUGUGUUUCAGCGCUGUUUUACUCUGCAAAGGCUACAGUUGAACUUUAGCCCUUAGCUUCCCAGAGAUGUCUAUAAGGGGUGGGAGCUUCUUGGAGGUGUAACCUGGGUGAACACAGAGGUUCACAAACAUCCAAGUGAGAUCUCUCCCAAGAGACGGCUUGUGAAGAGUGAGGGAGAAGUAGUCAAAAGUUUUUUUUUUUUUUUUUUUUUUUUUCUGUCUCUUUCCAAAGGGAA